AUAAGACAUAUAUUUAUACAUUAAGAACAUAUAUGAUGGAUUCUCUCUCUUCUACAUGUAAUACACAGUUGAGCUGAAUACAAUAUUAAAAUAAUUGUUAAUUGUAAUCAUCGAGGGCUUUCUGGAUCUUCUGCACAUGUUAAAAUCAUAACCAGUAAUGCUCUCACCUCAAAUGAUUUAUUUUUGUAUCUUGUAUUAUUUUGGAUUUAUUACAUAUGCUAUACUUCACACAGCAACAACCUUUUUCCUUUAGGAAAGUGCUAUUUCCUGUACAAAAGUCCAGUCAAGUCGCAUCAAGCUAUUACCCUUAAUCCCUUCAGGGCUUGUUCACUUAAUUCAGCUACACAGAUGAAGACUCAAGACGCGGACAAAUAAACAUACCUACUGAAGGCCUCGGGAGUCUGACACAAGGUCUUCUCUUAUUUUUGAAUGAAAAUAGUGGAUUUCUGCUCAGGACAUUGAAGGUUUUUUGGCAGACAUGGGGAAGCGUGUGACUAUACUUUCUUCAUGUCCUUACAAGCUGAUUUUUUUGCAUUUCUACUCUUCGCAUUGACGAACUCAAGCACCGAUGGGGUACAGAAGGCGGAUACGUUCCUUUGGGUGACAUGUUGUGGAAAUACAGCUUCUGGGAUUUCUUUGAUUAAAAGAGAAACUUAGCAGGAGAAGCCAUGGGUUGUGGUGUCACAAAAACCAGUGAAUUCAAUAGAAAAUUUGAUAAAGAUGGAAAUGUCAUUCCAGCAGCCAUAAUCGUGUUCUCUUGAAAGCAAUGAAGGCCGCGGUGCUGAUCCAGCGCUGGUACCGACAGUAUGCGGCUCGCAUGGAAGUGAGACGCAGAUACACCUGGAACAUCUUCCAGUCCAUGGAGUACGCAGACCUACAAGACCAGAUCAAAUUAUACAAUUUUCUUGGUUACCUGAUGGAUAACUUCACUCCAUCAAGCACUGAACGAAAUCUGAUCUCACAUAUCUUCAGAGAAAACGAGGUUUGCAGAGAUGCAGAGUGGGAGAGAUACUUCAGCUACAACAAUAUCACUGUGCCAGACAUCUACUCUGGUCCACGGUUAACCUUUCCUUUAGAUAUGGAUCAGGCUGCUCAUCUUGUAGAGGCCUUUAAAAACAAACAACAGCUUCACUCUCGUUACGUUCUUCAGCUUCUUCUGGAAACAUGGAAGUUGCUCAGAGUGUUGCCAAAUAUCAACCGAGUCUCUACAUGCCAUAGCAAAGAAAUAACCAUUUGUGGUGAUUUACACGGACAAUUAGAAGAUUUGCUACUAAUAUUUUACAAGAAUGGAAUGCCGUCGUUGGAGAAACCCUAUGUUUUCAAUGGAGACUAUGUGGACCGGGGCAAAGACUCCAUAGAGAUUCUUCUCAUAUUGUUUGCUUUUCUGCUUGUGUUUCCUGGAGAUGUUUAUCUUAAUCGAGGAAACCAUGAAGAUCACAUCAUUAAUUUGAGGUAUGGCUUCACCAAAGAAGUACUGAACAAAUACAAGCUGCAUGGGAAGCGUAUCCUUAAGUUGCUCCAGAAAAUCUUCAGCUGGUUGCCUUUAGUGACAGUUAUCGACCAACGGGUGCUGAUAGUCCAUGGAGGAAUCUCAGAUACCACCGAUCUUGCUCUGAUAGCUCGAGUGGACAGACACAGAUAUGUGUCUGCUCUGAGGCCUCCGAAGAAGAAGACUCCAUCACGCACUAAUGUAUAUGCAGAUUCAGAGCGUUAUGAUGAGAUGAUCAUCUGUAAGAACAGAAGGGGCUCACUGACCUUUCCCAAACCGUUUGGUGCUCGGGAAAGUUUUCAAAGACGCUCCCUUCAAGACUUCUCAAGCACCGUGGCUCGGACACUUGGGGAGGAGUUCGAGGUUCGCCGUAGACAAGCAGAGUUUAGCUUGUCCAGCUUCAGCAAGUCUCACCGCAUUCUGAGCUCUGCUCUGUCAUCUGAUUCUGAACCAGAAUCAUCAGAGUUUACAGACACCGGCAAUGAUGAGUGGAAACAGAUUUUGGACCUGCUGUGGAGUGACCCCAUGUCUCAUGAUGGUUGCAUUCCAAACGAGGUCCGUGGCGGAGGCUGUUAUUGGGGUCCUGAUGUCACAGAGGGUUUUCUGAACAGGCACAACCUCCAGCUCAUCAUCCGCUCACACGAGUGCAAACAGGACGGAUACGAGUUUUGCCACAAUCGUAAGGUCCUGACCCUUUUCUCAGCCUCUAACUACUAUGAGGUUGGCAGUAACAGAGGAGCCUUCGUCAGGCUGGGUCCAGAUCUUGUGCCUUACUUUGUUCAGUAUCAGGCCACCAGUAUGACCCGAGGACUGAGCUUUCCACAAAAUGUAAAACGCACAGAGCACACAGCUCUCAAAGUCCUACGAGAGCAACUGUUUGUGCACAAGUCUGAUCUCCUCAGUGCCUUUCAAGAGAUUGAUAAGGAGAACACAGGACUGAUCUGUUUGAAUGACUGGGCGAGUGCAAUCGAGCGAGUUCUUCACCUGGAUCUGCCCUGGCGAGUGCUUCAUCCUCAGCUCGUGUCCAGCACCACUGAUGGGAAGCUGGACUACCACGGCUGGUUCCGUGAUCUUGCCCUAAAAAAGCCAAGUUCUGAGCACAUUGAGCAGACUAUGCUGGAGACGCUGUAUAGACAUCGCUCCACACUGGAGACCAUUUUCAGAAUAGUGGACACAGAUAAUUCAGGUCUCAUCACUUUUGAGGAUUUCCGUCAGACGUUGAAACUGCUUAGUGCCUAUCUGAAAAUGGAGAUCUCUGAUGAGGUCAUCAACGAGCUGGUUAUCAGCACCGACACAAAUAAUGACGGUAGCAUUGACAUUGAUGAGUUCAUGGAGGCUUUCCGGCUGGUGGACAAAAGCAGACUCGAGAGAGGUAAAAGCCUAUUAAAGCUCAUGCAGGACAACCAGAGCCUUCCUCAGGAGACAGAAAGCCCACAGACUGUCUACUCUACAGCUCCACAGACUUCACAAUGUCCAGCUUCACAGCCUGCAGAUCCACCAGUUUCAAAUACUACAGACUCUGCAUGCUCACAGACCGCAAAUCCUCCAGCUUCACAGACUGGUUCACUCACUGAAGACUGUCCAGCUUCACAGACUGAAGAUCUCUGCCAUAUUUCUGUUGUUGUUCCACCACAAUAACUGCUGACUGUUGUUAAAUUACACUGCUGUAAACCGUAGCCUUCCCUUGGUAUUUAACCCUACAGAUUAACCUUGUAUAGUCUUUAAUCUUCCUCUCUUAACCAAAUAUACUCCAGGUUCAGGUUUAGAAUACACCUAGAUGUUCAGUGAUCAAUAAUGCAUGUUCUCCAUGCUUCAUUACUGUACUACAUUGUAUAAGCUGCUGAUAUUUCACCGAUAUCUGCACUUGUUUUUAUCUCCCUGACAACUGGUCCAAGAUAAAGAGGCUUCUAGAAUUUGCCUGCAUUGCCUCUGACAAAUAUAUUCACACAUUCUGCAUCAAAACAAGCCAUCGGUAUCUUGAUAUGUCCAUGACAUAAUUAUAUUUUAACACAGAAUAUAUGUUGUUUAUAAUGUAUUUGAUGUGUGUAAAUGUGCUAUGCAAGUAAAUGGGUAGACAGAGA
Cyprinus carpio (common carp) is the source of this 3570-nucleotide messenger RNA. RefSeq names its product serine/threonine-protein phosphatase with EF-hands 2 (gene ppef2a). The transcript has 19 exons. Gene Ontology annotation, biological process: detection of stimulus involved in sensory perception; negative regulation of MAPK cascade. The record is from RefSeq and is a predicted model, not a curated record. Gene Ontology annotation, cellular component: cytosol; nucleus. The coding region runs from base 767 to 3127 and encodes 786 amino acids. Gene Ontology annotation, molecular function: protein serine/threonine phosphatase activity; iron ion binding; calcium ion binding. Lineage: Eukaryota; Metazoa; Chordata; Actinopteri; Cypriniformes; Cyprinidae.